This is a messenger RNA of Schistosoma turkestanicum, 1244 nucleotides long. Lineage: Eukaryota; Metazoa; Platyhelminthes; Trematoda; Strigeidida; Schistosomatidae. The record is from the annotation of a GenBank genome assembly.
GAACAGUUAAGAAAAUCGCUAAAAUCCAUUAGUUUGAAAAAUUUCUAGACAAAACACUGUAAUUCAAACCUAUGGAAGCACGUGUCAGUUUCUUGAGUAUUGAUCAAUAGACAACACGUGAAAAUUUAACCCACGACGAUCUAGUUUCUUUUGUAUUUGUUUUCGUCUUCGUCUCUACUUUCUUAUACAAAAGGCGGUCUUGACAAUACACGGAUAUAUAUCUUCAAGAAAACACUGAAAAAACUGAAAUGCAUGACUUAGUUUUCUGUUAUAACAAGGGAUGCGCACAAAAGUACAAUCCAGAAGAAAAUUCGGAAGAUUCGUGUCGAUACCAUCCUGGAGAGCCAGUAUUUCAUGAUGCCAAGAAAAAGUGGUCCUGUUGCAAUAAAUACAGCACGGACUUUUCUGAAUUUUUGAGCAUAAAGGGAUGCACUGUAGGAAAACAUAACAACGUACCCCCACAAAACACUGUGAAAGAGCAAAAGAAGUCUGAUAUCCCAGUUAAGCCUGUUCCUGUACCCACACCUAAAAUGGAAAAGCCUACUGUGUUCCAAAGACCAUCAUCUACUGAACGUACAUGUGAUAUUCCAGUUGAAAUUGCAUCAAAUCUUAAAUCAGCUCUGGAAGCACUAUCACUAGAUCCAUCUUUCAAACGAAUGCAAGAUGUCACAGUAGGCAAUAAUGAAGGUAUUCCUUUACCUGGUAAAAACUGUAAAAACACUGGAUGCAAACAGGUUUAUACAGGCACAUGUUCAGAUAAUGAACUCUGUCUAUAUCAUCCCGGUGUAGCUGUAUUCCAUGAAGGAAUGAAGUAUUGGUCUUGUUGUAAUCAGAAAACGAGUGAUUUUGAAUCAUUUGUUAAACAAGUUGGUUGUACUACAGGUCGACAUAAUUGGACUGUGGAAGAUGUCAAAUCUCUUCAGCCGAAUACAAAUUGUCGUUUUGAUUGGUAUCAACUUGGCAAUGGUAGUGUAACAUUGACUAUUUAUGCUAAAAAUAUAUGGCCUGAAACUGUAUCGUUUAAAGCAAAUCAAGUCAUGUUGCAUGUUUCAUUGAAAUUCGGUAUAGAUUAUCAAAUAUUUGAACGAGAUUUCAAUUUAUACGGUCCAAUUGAUCCAACUCAAUCGAUUGUUAAACUAAUGCCUUUAAAAGCUGAAAUUAUUUUAAAAAAAUCUGAACCAAUAGCAUGGCCUACAUUUGAAUGGGAACAGUCGACACACAGUAAAAUAGACGUCAAUGCAUGA